AUGAACGUCCAGUACAACUCGGCCCUGCGCCAGAGCAAGGCCAUUCGCAACGACCUCGAGAAGCUGUCGUCGUCCGCGGCGCAACCGGCCGCUCUGACCCCCGCCGAAAUCGGCAACGUGUCGGCCUCCCUCGCAUCCUUUUCUAAGACGGUCGACGAAUACAACAACCUGGCCCGCCAGGAGCUCGUACAGAAGAAGCAGGAAGAAGCCCUCGAGCGUGUCAAGAAGUUCCGCGACGACCUGUCCGACUUCAAGUCCCAGGUCGACUCCCUCAAGAAGGCCCGCGAAGAUGCCGUACAUAACAAUAACCGCGGCGAGCUCCUGGGGCGCCGCGCCUACGUCACGGCGACGCCCGAGAACCCUUACGCCAACAUCAACAAGUCUUCGUCCGCAUUCCACAGCCGAGGGGCCUCGACGGGCCAGGCAGCGAAUGGGCUAGGCAUGGGCGGCAACGACGUUACGAGGGAGCAGCACGCCUUGCGCGAGCAGAAUUUCUUCGACCACACAAACUCGGCGCUGGAUGAGUACAUCGCCAGGGGCCAAGCCGUGCUGGGCGACCUGGGCACGCAGCGCGAGAUGCUCAAGAACACCCAGAAGAGGCUAUAUUCGGUCGGCAACACGCUGGGCAUCUCGGGCGACACCAUCCGUAUGAUCGAGCGCCGCGCCAAGGAGGACAAGUGGAUAUUCUGGGCCGGUGUCAUCAUCUUCUUCCUCUUCUGCUGGGCCUGCAUACACUUCUUGCGGUAA
Messenger RNA from Colletotrichum higginsianum IMI 349063, 747 nucleotides. RefSeq names its product Vesicle transport V-SNARE protein. Gene Ontology annotation, biological process: vesicle fusion; endoplasmic reticulum to Golgi vesicle-mediated transport. The record is from RefSeq and is a predicted model, not a curated record. NCBI's taxonomy places the organism in Eukaryota, Fungi, Ascomycota, Sordariomycetes, Glomerellales, Glomerellaceae. Gene Ontology annotation, cellular component: late endosome membrane; ER to Golgi transport vesicle membrane; endoplasmic reticulum membrane. The transcript has 2 exons. The coding region runs from base 1 to 747 and encodes 248 amino acids. Gene Ontology annotation, molecular function: SNARE binding; SNAP receptor activity.